Molecule: messenger RNA, 291 nt
Organism: Colletotrichum higginsianum IMI 349063
Lineage: Eukaryota; Fungi; Ascomycota; Sordariomycetes; Glomerellales; Glomerellaceae
Exons: 2
Coding region: 1-291 (96 amino acids)
Source: RefSeq, a predicted model, not a curated record
AUGGACAACGCCGCGACUCCGCCGACGCCACCGUCGGUGCAUGACCUGAGCAACCUGCCUCGACCGCUCAAAGACCUUGUUAAUGCUGCCGUCAACGCCGGCGACGACGACGCGCUUCUCGACAUCUGGGUGCACCUCUGCCGCGCCACUGCCUUCCUGGGCCCGUCGGCCCAGCGCUUCGACUUCCCCGUGGCGCAUACCCUGGCCACUGCAGCCCGCGCCGCCGAGGCGGUCGUGUGUAUCUCCGACUUCCCCCACGAACCCCAGGAUACUGCAAAGAAGCCACAGUAG